Sinocyclocheilus anshuiensis is the source of this 860-nucleotide messenger RNA. Its product is annotated as NAD(P)(+)--arginine ADP-ribosyltransferase 2-like. The coding region runs from base 51 to 860 and encodes 269 amino acids. NCBI's taxonomy places the organism in Eukaryota, Metazoa, Chordata, Actinopteri, Cypriniformes, Cyprinidae. The transcript has 2 exons. Gene Ontology annotation, molecular function: NAD+-protein-arginine ADP-ribosyltransferase activity; NAD+ poly-ADP-ribosyltransferase activity. The record is from RefSeq and is a predicted model, not a curated record.
UGCUCUUCACUAGAUCUACUAGAUCAUCUGAGGGAUUCGACUGAAUCAAGAUGCUGCUGAUCAUUGAAGCUCUUCUUCUCAUUUUAGCUGCUCUAGGACAGGAUCACAGAACAGCUGUUGACGGACAUAUAUUUCCACUGGAUAUGGCACCGAAUUCAGUUGAUGACCAAUAUGAUGGAUGCACCAGGAAAAUGGCACAUCUGGUGGAAACAAUAUAUCUGAAGAAGGAACUCAAUAUCUCUAGAUCAAAUUUUAAAGUAGCUUGGCAAGAGGGUGAAACAAACUUUAAGAAGCCAGAAAAUAACUUGACAAGGAAUCAUUCAAUCGCCAUUUAUGUGUACACUGGUGAUAAAGUAUUUCGUGAUUUCAAUAAUGACACUCGUUAUGGUAAACAAAACUACACAAAUGAGACAUAUAAAUGGUAUUCACUUAAUUUUCUUUUAACAGAUGCAAUACAGAUUCUGAAGAGAACACAAAAUAGAUGCUAUGAUACUUAUCGUGGUACAAAAUGUAAGUGUUCUCUUAAUGUUCUCAGCAAUAAGGUUCGUUUUGGCUCGUUUACAUCUUCCACCUAUAAUCAAAACAGAGCAAAGUUUUUUGGAAAUGUAUCUUGUUUUGAAAUCCACACGUGUGAAGGUGCUAAUAUUACUAAAUAUUCUAAGCUUUCUCGUGAGCAAGAAGUGUUGAUUCCUCCAUAUGAGGUGUUUAAUGUCACUGCUGUCAAAAACAGGACAGAUCAGCCUGAUCUUUGGUGUGAAACUGUGUACACUUUGAAAAGCUCUGGAAAUAUAAGUGACCUGAACUGUGCUCUAUUCAAGAAACCAACCGAGACCAUACAAAAGUAUUAUGUUUUGCUCUGA